CUUGAGGUCGGAAUUGGCCUUUUAAUUUCUGACGGAAAGCAUGAAUGAGUGAGAAUGACGACGAUUCAGUGAGAGAUUGAAUUAUUUGAUCUCAACUGAAACAGCAAUGAAUGAAUCAGAAGCGGUGAUGGACAAGGUUGUGGAACAGUUGGAAAAAGUGAAGAGGGAAUGGGAAGAGACACAGAGAAAAACGCAAGAACACAUUAAGGCAAUCGAAGAGUAUGGGAAAUCAGGAAGAGCCAAUGAGGAGAUAAAUUCUCUUCCCAGAUUGAAUGGGAUCGCUCAGGAUGGUUUGUCACUCCUUUCUUCCUUCAUCUUCACCCUCGAUCUUCUCGCUCCACAGUUGCCCACUGAACAAGACGUUCAAUCUGCUCGCGCCAUGCUUGAAUCUUGGAAAACCCUAAUUCAAAAUUUGCGGUUAAAUCUGAGGAAUGCCAAUCUGCAAGCCAAGGCUAACUUGAGGAAAGCUGCUCAGGAGGAGAGAGAAUUACUUCUAGGUGGUGGAGAAGAGUCCACUGUUCGCAGACGCAAUUUACAGACAAAAGCUGGAAUGACAUCUGCUGCAGAGAGCAUCACAGAAAGCCUUCGACGUUCUCGUCAGUUGAUGGUUCAGGAGGUUGAAAGAAACACAAGCACACUUAUGACUCUUGAUGAAUCAACUGGAGUGUUACAAAAGGCUGAAAGUGAAUAUAAAGGGCACCGCUCAUUGUUGAUGAGAACUCGAAAUCUGCUCUCCACAAUGCAACGUCAAGAUGUCAUGGACAGGGUGAUACUUGGGGUUGGUUUUUUGUUGUUCGUCCUCGCUGUUCUUUAUGUUGCUUCCAAGCGGAUUGGACUACUUACCUUGCAGAGAAAGGUUAUUGAGGCCAUAAAGGCUGGUGUGGUGGGGCAGGCAGAGCUAAGACGCCAAGCCGCUGCAGAUGACAUAAAUCUUCAUCAAGUCAGAGGUGAUCGCGCUCAUAAUACAGAGGCUCCUUUAGAACAAAGAAUACAUGAUGAACUUUGAUACAUUUUAAAGGACAGUAUCAUGAUGUCUGGGCUUGUUUAUUAGGCUGAUUUAUUACUGUGUUUGAAUUUUUCUUUAUUUAGUUAUUUAAGAUAGAAGCCUUACAACAUAAGAAAAAGAGGUUCCAUACUUGUUGGCAGAGUGAAAAUGUUUAAGAGAAAUCUUCGGAAAGAAUGAGUUCUCUUUGCUUGCAAUUUCAGUGUGUUACAUGUUUGUCUGCAGCACAUCGACACUAUUCAAAAUCUGAAACAUGAAAUUUGACACAGCAUUAUAUAAUUA
This is a messenger RNA of Gastrolobium bilobum, 1285 nucleotides long. RefSeq lists its product as uncharacterized. The transcript has 7 exons. The record is from RefSeq and is a predicted model, not a curated record. Gene Ontology annotation, biological process: retrograde vesicle-mediated transport, Golgi to endoplasmic reticulum. Gene Ontology annotation, molecular function: SNAP receptor activity. The coding region runs from base 107 to 1006 and encodes 299 amino acids. Lineage: Eukaryota; Viridiplantae; Streptophyta; Magnoliopsida; Fabales; Fabaceae. Gene Ontology annotation, cellular component: endoplasmic reticulum; SNARE complex.